AUGGCUAUCUCAGACGAGACCAAGGACCGGUUCAACGCUGCUGUUGGUGUCGCAAAGGUCAGUCUUGCUUCCACGGUGCUACAGACGAGCUACUCGAGCUUCUACACGAGCAUGGGCGAAUGCGACGAGGAGAGCAUGACAAUUGUCACCGUCGGCUGGAUUCCUUUCGUCAUCUAUGUCGGAUACAAGAACUCCUACCCUCAGCCAUCACUCAUCAAGUUGAUCACACCUUUAGCAUGA
Dioszegia hungarica is the source of this 240-nucleotide messenger RNA. RefSeq lists its product as uncharacterized. The transcript is spliced from 4 exons. Gene Ontology annotation, biological process: protein import into mitochondrial matrix. Bases 1 to 240 code for a protein of 79 amino acids. NCBI's taxonomy places the organism in Eukaryota, Fungi, Basidiomycota, Tremellomycetes, Tremellales, Bulleribasidiaceae. Gene Ontology annotation, cellular component: mitochondrial outer membrane translocase complex. The record is from RefSeq and is a predicted model, not a curated record.